GAUCGUCAACAUCAAACAGAAAAAAGAUAAUUACCUUCUUGAAGCCAAUUUUCGACUUGAGAAAGAUAAUACAAAGCUGGUCGAUAUGCUGGCAGACCUUGGAAUCCCAGACUGGUUACCGAGUGGAUUAAAUGCUGAUAAGACUCCGGCACUCGACGGGUGUGGCUUGCAAACUUCAACUGCAGGCUCCAGUGAAUGUGCAGUGAACACCAAGGAUAUUCAAGGAUUAGUUGAUGAUUCAAUGCUGAAUAAGCAAUUAUUGGAAAAGUGUCAGGAGGAGAUAAAGAGUCAUGAAAACGAAAAAAUGGACUUGAAAACUAGGGUUGAGGUACUGGAGAGUGAACGUGACAUGGAAAAAGAAGGCUUGAUGAAGUUUGUGUCCGAUCUGCGCUCAGCCCUUCUAAAGAUGCCAGGAUUGGAAGAACAAUGGAAACUACUACUGGAGUCUGCCCGUAUAUUGGCAAGCAGAAAUUUCAAAUCAGUGAUCGAUGGCAUGACAUUGGGAGAUGAGUAUCCAAGCACAGAGGCGCGCAACUUGAUAGACAGUCUUUGCAUAACUGCUCAAUGUUACGAUUCGCUGCUCGUAGACCAUAGAAUCAAGUCGAUGGAGCUCGAAAAACUCACUGAUCUCUAUAAAAAACUCGAGGAGAAUAAUGAUAAUUUGAAGAAAAAAGUUACUGAGUUGGAAGAAACUUCAAAAGAGCUCAACAGUUGUUUUUCAGCAAUAAAAAAACAGUUUCGACUCAGACGCAGUAAAUUUGAGACGACAAUUGACUGAAGCUACAAAGAAAGCUGCCGAACUGGAGAGGGAGUUGAAGGAGAUGAAAUCAGCAAAGGCGUUGUCAGCUAUUGGGCAGGUCACAAUCACCUCCGCUCUUCCAUUCUCUAGCUCCAACAAUAAAUGCACCCAAUGUACCUCGUCAAAUAAUGAUAAGGCACCUCAAGAGUCACAAGAGCAGGUUGAUAAAUUGCAACGUUUUAUGAAAAAAUCUGCUGUUGAAUAUGCAAAGUUGUACCACAAAUUCUUGUUGGAGCGACAAAUGAGGUUGAAAAUGGGAGAUGCUAUCAAGACAGACCUCAAUCAAGAGCUGCCCUCAUCUCAAAAACCUGAUGUCUAAUUGGCUUCCUUACACAUUUCGACUUGAAGCCAUGAAACGUAUUUUAAUAGAGGAUUAUUAGUACCUGUUUCAGUGAAAUUGAUUAAAAGGUAGGCUGAAGGUAAUUAAAGGUAAAUCUAUUGUGAUGAAGAUGGCAUACUUUAUGUUGAACAGUGUCUGAAGGUAUUCUUCAUGAUAAAUGAAACUACUUUGAUGUGGACUUUUACUUUUUGUUACCAUAAGAAUGAUUCAUUCCUACACGGUAAAGCUACUUCUACUCUAUAAGAAGCUCUUCAGCAAAAUUCAAGUUUUCAAGAUACUGAAGGUUUCCAUAUGCUGUUAAGUCGGUGAUAAUGUCAAGGAAUUAGAAUUGUUUUAUUUGUUGAAAUA
Messenger RNA from Nilaparvata lugens (brown planthopper), 1487 nucleotides. RefSeq lists its product as uncharacterized. The annotation marks the transcript as partial. The transcript is spliced from 4 exons. The record is from RefSeq and is a predicted model, not a curated record. NCBI's taxonomy places the organism in Eukaryota, Metazoa, Arthropoda, Insecta, Hemiptera, Delphacidae.